AUGUUUGCAAGGAGCUCAGGAGCUCUGAAGGCGUCUGCAAGACAGAGCUCGAAUCUCUUGGUCUUCCCAGCACGGCAGUUCCAUAAUUUGUCGUCUGCUGCCCGCCGUACUCAGCGGUUUCAACGAGUAGGCACAUCGGUUUCCACAAAGCGAUGGGCUACCUCCACAUCUCCUACAUCCUCGACCACGGACCCAGCAGAGGUUGAGUCCAUGCAAUGCCUGGAACAGGGCACACAAAAGCUUGAAGAGGGAGACGUUCAGGGCGCUAAGGUAUUAUACCAACGUAGCGUAGAGAUCAAGCGUAAUGCCAGCUCUCUGUUCAACCUUGGUGUGACACACUAUCACCUCAAGGAAUUUGACGAGGCCAUAGCGGCGUGGAAGGAGUCCAUAGCUCUGCAGCCGUCAAGUCCAGAUGCCCACACCAACCUUGCAAGUGCAUAUAUCGUGUCACCUGUGAGCCGACCCGACCUCGCACUGCACCAUCUCCGCGUCGCAGUAUCACUGUCACCCGACGACCCCGAGAUUGCGUUCAAUCUCGCAGCAGUCCUUGAAGCAUGCGGCCAGCUUGAAGAGGCCCUCGUGUAUUACAAGCGCAGCAAAGAGUACGGCGUCGACCGCGCCGCAAUGCACAUUCGCAACGUCAGCGCCAAGAUCCUCGGACAAAAGAUGAAGGCUGCGGAAGAGGAAGAGAAGCGCGCUCAGGGCCAGGACGGCCCAUCAUCGUCACAGACAUCGUCCUGA
Molecule: messenger RNA, 741 nt
Organism: Sparassis crispa
Lineage: Eukaryota; Fungi; Basidiomycota; Agaricomycetes; Polyporales; Sparassidaceae
Exons: 8
Coding region: 1-741 (246 amino acids)
Molecular function (GO): protein binding
Source: RefSeq, a predicted model, not a curated record